AUGUUCAAGGCCCUGAUGGGCGGGGGCCGGUCGGCGUCCACCAGCUCCAGCUCCAAGAGCGGCCAUCGCAAGGCCGAUUCCAAGUCUUCCACCAGCCGCAAGUCCUCACGGGGUGACGACCGUGACCGUGGCCUGGGCGACUUGUCGGCCUACACGCCGUCCGCCUCUGGCAGCAAGCGCGGCCCGCCCAGCGCCGCCGGCGACUCCGUCGCAUCGACCUACGUGACCGCCGAGCCCGAUGUCAUUGACUAUCCCGAUCGCACAAUCGUCGAGCGAACCCCCAAGCGCCGAGAUAGCGACCGCGAAAGCAAGAGCUCGCGCCGCCGCGAGCGUGAUCGCUCCGAAAGCCGCGAGCGCGAGAGGAGGAAAUCGAGCCGCCGCAGCGCGGAUGACGGCCUAGAUGAUGAUCUGGAUGGAGAACAUGACCGUCGUGAGCGGCGCCGCACGCACUCAGGCGAUCCCUAUGUGCCACCCAUAUCCACGGCCAUGCCGUCCAGCGCCCCGGGCGCUCAGUUUGCCGCCGACAUUGCGGCACCGGGAUUCUCGCAGUUCCCUAUGCAAUACGACACGGCGAUGCCGACAGUUGCUUCGUUCCCGCCUGGCCAGUCGCCUGGCCAUGAUACAUCACCUGCGCCGUUCGAUCCCCAUGUGCAGCAGCAGUUCCCUGGUCAGUUUCCGUUGGGGACGGCGGCACCCUACUUCCCGCCCAACAACCCUGCGGGCGCGGCAGCAGACUACUAUGGCGAUCAGGGUCAGUCUGUCUCUGAGCAGCCGGGUAUCCGGCCGCACCAGCCUGCUAUCAUUCCGAAUAGCCAAGCGCAUUUGAUGGCAGCAUCGUCGUCGGCCAACCCCCCUCCCGAGCCCAGCAGUUUGGGACAGGUUGGCGCGGCUGCAGCCUACUUUGGAGAUGAGAUUGAGCAUACCGCGUCUCAAACGAUCCAGCCGCUGUCAGGAUCAUCAUCAUUGCCUCUAAAGCCUAGCAAACCUGGUAAACCUGGUAAACCGUCGAAACCCAGCAAGCCUUACUCCUCACCCGCAAGCGCAAUUCCACUAGCUGCUGCAGCCGCGGGUGCUGUUACCUAUGGAGUGGGAAGCACCGAGGAGUCCCAUUCCUCUUCCGCAGCCUAUCAUCAAUCUGCCUCGUACUCGCAGCCGGCUAUGAUGAGUAGCAGCAAACCUCCCCAUUCGCAUGGCAUUGGCGCUGGGGUUGGCAUGGCAGCUGCCGGCGCAGCGGCUGGCUACAUGAUGGGCCAUCAACACCACUCCUCUAGCCCCACGCAUUCGUCGCAGUACACCUUCCAGAACUACGAGCAGUCGUCCCAGGCUAGUGUUCCCCCAUACACUCCUGGCACCAACAACGCCAUACUCGCGGCUGGCGCCGCUGGAGCGGCAGGAUAUGCUGCGCACGCCGCCCACAACCCUGGUUUCUAUCCCCACGGCGGCCUUGCCGUUCAACACCGGCACCGUGGCCCUCUCUCCAAAUUUGUGGACUUUUGGCGUGAUCCUGAGGGCGUGGGUCGGUUCGAAGAUUACACGGAAACCAUCGGUGUGUGCAAGUAUUGCUUCGAGCCUGGCACGAGCUCUGUCGAUGCACCUCGCAAGCAUUAUUACCACGGGCGCCGCCAUUCUGCCGAUCGUUAUAGCAGUGGUGGCUCGUCGAGAAUAAACAAGCUAAGCCGCUACCAGUCCUCUGAAGACGAGAGCCGCCGUCGCAAGCGCUCUUCGAAGAAGUCCUCUUCCUGGCUGCCGGGCAUGUUGGCUGGAUAUGCUGCGAAGUCGAUUUUCGCUGGCAAGGACUUCGAUGACUCUUACAGUGUUCGCUCAGGCCAUGUAUCGGGUGAUCGACUCUCGUCCUACACCCGCGAAGAGGAUCGGAGAAGUUACACAUCGCGUGGCGUUGUUCGUCGCUCAGGUCGCAGCCCUCCGCGAGAGCACCACUCUGAUAGAAAGCCUUCUCGACGGACACGCUCUCGCUCGCGAUCGUCUUCCCAAUCAGGUCGCCAUUCGUUCGUGCAGGAGGCUGCCUUGGGUGCAGCAGUGGGCUCCGCUGCUCUCGCGGUUUCGAAAUCGCACCAGCGACCCCGCAGCCGCUCCCCGUCUCGGGCCCAGCGCCGAAAGGAUUCUUCGUCUAGCGCCUCAUUCGUUGAUGUUUCUCAGCCUUCUGCCAAGUCCGUCGGUGGCUUUACAUCUUUCUUCACCUCGACGUCUGAGAACCGCAAGAAGGAGAAAACGCGGUCAAAGAAGUCGAGGAGCUUUUUCUCCUUCAACAGCUCGUCUUCGUCCUCGCUUGAUGCAGAUCUUGCUUUUGGGACAGGCUUCGCUAAGAAGUCGUCCAAGCUCCAGAAAAAGAAGAAAGGCAAGAAGCAUGAGGAUGUGGACGCUGCUCUCAUUGGCCUGGGCGCAACUGCGACUGCUCUUGCUGCUGCCUCUGAUCAUCGCCACAGCCGCAGUACGGGCCAGAUAAUGACUGCCCGAGAGACCCGUCAUUCUAAUUACACCUCAUCUGCAACAAAUGAAGACGAUGAAUGGGUAGAUGCGGAGUCGGAGGACCAGUCCUCGGCAAGCGUCAGCUCUGCUCUGGCUUUUGGUGCCAGCAGCGCUGACUCUGGAACCGACUCGAACAGCAGCGGCGGGUGGAAAUGGGGAUGGGGCAACAAGAAGAAAAAGAAGGACAAGAAGUCUUCUAAGAUGGACGUUGCCAUGGCAGUUGGUGCCGGCGCCCUCGGCGGUGCCGCAAUUGCUUCUGUUGCGCGCCGUCGCGACAGCCGCCCGCCAAGCGAGGCUGGAAGUCUUCAGCAGGUCUAUCCCGUGCCCACCUCUGACCCGUCUCGUUUCGACGUUUCCAAGAUGUCUCCUUCCGUGAUGUCCGGUGACCAGCCGCCUCUUGUCCGACCUGGCCCUAUCCCCCUACAGCAGCCGCAGCCGUACGCUCCCGUUUCUCAGGCUGUGUACACUACCCAAGGAAACUUGCCCGGAUCAAUUCCUGCUUACAGUGCCCCUGCUGUUCCUCCCAUCUUUGCCAACGAGUACGACCAGUACAACCCGCAGUUCCAGGGUGCCCGCGAUGCAGCCUACGCCCAUCAGAUCGAUAGCGUUGCUGGGCGCCGCAAGCACCAUCGCAGCGACUCAACGCCCGUCUUCCCUACGCAAGAGAACUCUACGUCGACCCCCAAGCGUCGCUCUACGUUCAAGGACCAAGCCUCGGUUUCUUUCGAUCUGACUGAGGAGCAGGCUGAGCGUGAACGCAACCUUGCCCGCCGCGUCAAGAAACCACGGGAUGAUAGCCGAGAUGACUCUGUGCAGUUGAUUGAUCAUGAAGCGGAGCUGGCUCGCGAGGAGGCUGAGCGACGCGAACGUCGAGAGCGCCGCAAGUACCGCGAUGAAGACAACCGCCGCAGCGACAGCGAUAAAGAGAAGGAUUCCUCUUGGGUUGAAGAAGCUGCCGUCGGAGCCAUUGGCGCAGCUGCCGCCAGCUCCCUCAUUUCAUCUAGCAAGAAGGACGGCGAUAAGGACUCCGAGGUAAGCUCGCGACACCGUGAUCGCCGCGCCGAGCGUCGUGCCGAACGACGCGGCGAGCCGUCCGUCAUCUCCAAGUCCACUGCCUCGGAGCCAACUGUGGACCAGGCCUCUUCAUCACCAAGCGCCGAUCCUGACAAGCGUUCCACUCGCCGGUCUCCGCGCCCAGCUCUCGUGCACGAAGACUACGCGGAGUUCUUUGCCCCCGCGGAACUCCGCCACAGCCCAGAUCAACAUGCGGGCGACCAGGACCGCAGUCGCGACUCCGCAGGGCCUGAAGUAGUCGAAGUGGUGCCUGCCAGCGAGCGCGGAAAGAAUAAUGAUAUGCCCCGUGAUGACCUUCCGCAGUUUGCGCAGGAACCUUAUGAAGACCGUGAUCAUUUGCCGUGGCCGGUCCCACGACUGAACUUCAUUGAUCCUACGCCGCCGCAGAGCAUUAACGGUUCUAUGCGCGGGACUCCCACGCCUUCUGCGCCGGUUGAGCUUACUCACGAAGAAGAAGCAUCCAAGCAGCGUGAACUUGAAAAUGAAAAUGAGCAUGAGCGUGACCUUGAAAAUGAACCUCAACCUGAACCUGAACGCGAACGCAUUUCGACUGGCUCGCGGGUAUCCUGGGGACCGCAUGAGACCCAUGAAUAUGAAAUCCCAUCUUCUUCCGAGCAAGACCCGCAUUCCCCGAUCGAAGAAGCUGCUAGGGAUCUCUCCAUGAAACAGUCAGAGAAGGAGCCACCCAAAGAUCUCAGCCACAUGGGUAGCUUUGGUCACGAUAUUGAAUUCGCGGCCACCAUUGCUGCUGCCACCGAAGCAGCUGGCUUUGAUCCCUCCUUCGUCUUCAAUGAUCCGACCUAUCACACUCGCACCUCGCCUCCCGGAUCAGAGGAUGAGGGCACGUUCUCCCCUCUGUCGAAGUGGGCUGCGGCUCCUCAACCCGAGCAACCCCACGGAUUUGUCGAAGGGGAAGUCGAAAGCUACGAGCCCAGCAAGUCUCGGGACAUUGAGCCCUCUGCUGAGCCCGUUAUCGAGGAGAAAUUGUUCUACGCGGAACCAGAAUCGUUCACUGAAAACAAAGAUGUGUCGUUCUCCCAGCGGCCAGACCGCGGCUCAAUAGCCCAAGAGGUCAUUGAGCAGUUGAACGGCAAGAGCGCGCGAAAGAGCUCUCCCGACAAUGAUGUCUUUUCUAUGCCUGGUGGCUUCGAUAGCGGUGAUAAGACUCGCGAUGGUUCCCGUGACGAUACUCGGUCCGUCUUCUCUGCUCCGCCUGAGAGGGAGUCCGAGAAGAGCAAGUCUAAGAAAUCUCGACACAGUGGUAAUGAUUAUGAGUUUUCUCGUGAGAUUCUCGAGCGUGAGCGUGAAACUGCGCCGUCGCCUCCUCUUGAGGAUGUCGAAGAGACUGUCGAGGAUAAGAAGCGCCGCAAGCAUCGUUCUAAGCAUGGUGACAGUGAUACUUUCUCGGUGGAUGAUGAUGCCAGAUCUGCGAUCGCCUCCACCGAGGACGUGGAGAAGUCUGAACGACGCAAACAUCGCCAUCGCUCAUCGCGCGACAAGGACUUUGACGACACCGCGUCAAUUGCAUCCUCGCCUGCUGCUGCUUCGUAUGAAGAUGGAGAGAAAUCAGAACGUCGCAAGCGCCGCUCCAAGCAUGAUAGUGAUCCCUUCUCUGUGGACGAUGAUGCUAGAUCUGCGAUCACCUCCCUCGAGGACGUGGAGAAGUCUGAGCGACGCAAGCAUCGUCAUCGCUCGUCGCGUGACAAGGACUUUGACGAUACAGCCUCAAUCACAUCCUCCCCUGCCCGAAUUGAUGAAAGCCGCGAGAAGCGCCGCAGCAGGGAUAGCAAGGAUGAGAAGGAGAAGGACAAGAGUGGAAGCAUCCUGCGCAGCAUUUUCGGUUCGCGCGUGUCUGCCCCAGAGGGGCGUACCCGCUCUAAUCAUUCGUCCCGGUCGUCCUCUUUAGAGAAGCGCCCGUCUCGUGACGCGAUGUCGGAAGCUGGUGUUGAUGAGGAGACACGCCGACGCAAGAAGCGCUCUUCCAGGCAUCGCAGCUCCAGCGGAGGGGAGAAGCUGGAUGAUUAUGGUUCGGACAAAGAGGCUGGGUUCCGGGAUGACACGAAUCUGGAGGAGUACAGGUUGCAAAGGCAGCAGAAGGAGGAACGACGUCGACAUAGGUACGAGGAGAUCGUCGAGUCGGGGAAACGCCGGGAAUCUGAGAAGGUAUAG
Molecule: messenger RNA, 5730 nt
Organism: Penicillium canariense
Lineage: Eukaryota; Fungi; Ascomycota; Eurotiomycetes; Eurotiales; Aspergillaceae
Gene: lah
Product: involucrin repeat protein
Exons: 1
Coding region: 1-5730 (1909 amino acids)
Source: RefSeq, a predicted model, not a curated record